CACACAUGUAGUCAGUCUGUGACACACUUAACCUCCCUUUGGACCCUGUUUGCACACGUGGCUGCUCUCAGUGUGACAGCAGAACAGGAUAAAGGUUCAGCAGCUGCCUCAGUCAAGGGGAGGAUGCUGUGUAUUUUUCAAAAUCUGAACUUACAUGCAAUGUUACAAAGAUUGUUUUCCAAAUGUCUUCAUUAGCUGGAUAGGCGAAACAACAGGACUUAUAUAAACAGUACAUACAAUAUAUUUUGUUGCCUGAUAAAUGUGAAUAUUUUUACAGCCAUUAUAGAACAUAAAAGUACAAAAAUUCCUUAAACUGUCAAAGGUUUUUCACAAUGGUUGAUUGUAAUUGUACUGCUGUCAGUGAAUAAUGGUAAAGUUUUCACUUUUGAAAAAGGACAUUUUGAAUCUCUGUCAUGUGUGAGCCUUGAUAACCUGGAUAUAUAUCUUCUUCUUUCAUUGAACUGAACAUUUGUUCGAAAUGUUAGUUUGCUUGUGCAUUUUGCAUGUGACACUGACAUUUUUUCAACCAUGUGUAUUCUUUGAAGUGCCUGAAAUUUGUUAGUUAUGCUGAAAAAUGUUGAAAUGUGCAAUUUAUGCAAUGUAAAUGCAUGCAGGCUUAUGUUAUGUGUCUUGCUGAAAUAAGUCUUCAAUAGGAAAUCUUUCUCGGGUAUUAAAUUUAAUACCUAGUAACUUUCCUUUUUGUCCUCUUUUGAUCUGUCUUUUCCUCUCCCUCUCCCUCUCCCUCCAUCACUCUCACUUCUCUUCUUCUAGCUCUGCUGCUGUGCAGACAUGAAGAGCAACAACAGCCUGAAUCCUUUAUACUUUCAGCUCACACUUUUUGGAGAUUCUGGGCCCCUCAGAUAUCUGUUCUUCUGUCUGUGUCUGUUGAUCUACAUGACUAUAAUCUCUGCAAAUGUUCUCAUUAUUCUGACAGUCUGCCUGGAGAAGACUCUUCAUCAACCCAUGUACAUGUUUAUCUCCUUUCUGUCUUUAAACUCUCUGUACGGCUCAGCCGGCUUCUUCCCGAGGUUCUUGAUGGACAUUCUGUCUGACACUCAUUUGAUCUCACGUGCAUCUUGUUUCAUUCAGAUGUAUGUUAUCUACACCUAUGCAUCAUACGAACUAACUAUCCUCGGCAUCAUGGCCUACGAUAGAUUUGUUGCUAUUUGCCAGCCUUUACACUAUCACAGCAAAAUGACGUUUAGUAUGGUGAGGCAUCUUUUGAUUUUUGCUGUGCUCUACCCUGCAGUUGCUCUUGGCUUCUGUGUUUAUCUCACUGUUCGAUUGCCUUUGUGUGGAAAUAAACUGCACAGGCUUUUCUGUUCUAACUGGCCUGUGGUUCAGCUCUCCUGUGUGGACACAACCCUGAACAACAUAGUCGGUCAGUUUGUUACAACAACAACCAUCUUCAUCCCCCUGUUCUUUGUCCUGUACACCUAUCUACGGAUUCUGCUUGUGUGCAGGAGAAGCUCGUCUGAAUUCAGAGGAAAGGCCUUACAAACCUGCCUGCCCCACAUGGUGACAUUUGUGACCUAUUCGUUCUCUGUCUUCUGUGAGCUGUCACUAACUCGAUUUGAGGCUGAUAAAAUUAAUCCAGUCAUCACAGUUGUUUUAUCUUUAGAGUAUUUGAUCUUUCCCCCCAUCAAUAACCCUCUAGUUUAUGGCCUGAAUCUGCCUCAAAUCAAAGGAGUGAUUUUUAGAUUUUUGAAGAUACACAAAAUGGUUCCUGCUGUCAAAAUUUAAAACUCAUCAUGCACAUACUGUAUAGCAAACAAUGAAGCUUUAAGCCAGUGUUGUUGACAAAAUAUACUUCUGGAAUAUCUGGAAUGUAUUUAUCCAUGGUUUCGUUUGCGAUCACAUUAAUUUUAAGGAGAUCGGAAUAUCAAUGAAUAGAAUAGAUGUAAUAUUAAAAUAGAUAAACCUGAACCACAACAAUGAUAAUGAUAUUGUACAAGUUAAUGUAUGGUUCAACUGACAGCUCCACAGGCGAAAAUACAUAUUUGAAAUUCAGAAACUAGAUUUGAUAAGUUUUUAGGUGUGUAUGGUGGGAAUUUGGAUGUUAGAUGUGUCUUUGUUGUAUUUUCUGUAUUGUUCCCUUUUCUGUUGUAUUUCCCUUUUGUAAUUCUAGUUAUAUUAAGCUGUAAUGAUAAUCAAAAAACAAGACUAAGAGUGUAAAGCCAUGCUACUUACCCAAUGAGGCUUUAUUUAGGCACAACAGUGCUUUGUCACCAUGUCAUGCAAAAUCAGCAUGCUAACAUGUUGAUGUUUACCAGGUACAAUGUUUACCAUGUUCACCAUUUUAUUGUAGUGGACAAAU
Molecule: messenger RNA, 2317 nt
Organism: Siniperca chuatsi (mandarin fish)
Lineage: Eukaryota; Metazoa; Chordata; Actinopteri; Centrarchiformes; Sinipercidae
Product: olfactory receptor 6N1-like
Exons: 2
Coding region: 790-1743 (317 amino acids)
Biological process (GO): G protein-coupled receptor signaling pathway
Cellular component (GO): membrane
Molecular function (GO): olfactory receptor activity; G protein-coupled receptor activity
Source: RefSeq, a predicted model, not a curated record